Messenger RNA from Seminavis robusta, 258 nucleotides. Lineage: Eukaryota; Bacillariophyta; Bacillariophyceae; Naviculales; Naviculaceae. The record is from the annotation of a GenBank genome assembly.
AUGUCCUCUACUGAUAGUGAUGAUCCUUGGGCCGGAUAUUGCAAUAAAAACAACAUUGCGGAUCAAGUGGUCUCAGCCAUUUCCAAAGAUGGCAGAAUCAAGGUGACGGCCUGUACAAUUCGCAAUAUGGUGAACGAUUUGAUGAUUCAACACACCAUGACCAUUCAAGCCAUUGGACGGACGGACCAUGACCUGUGCCUUGUUAAUGUCCAAUGGAAUGCAAGACGAACAAACCUUGCAAAUCACUCUGAAUUGUAA